UUCCAUUCGGUUUAAUAUAAAAGCAUCGACGUUCUUAGUUGCCGGUACAGUUUGGCUCGAUUAACCGGGCAAAGUAAGUCUUUCGGAUUGAAGCAAGUUGUUGUUGUGAUCAGUGCGCCAGGAUCAGAAGGAUUCUAGCUAGAACGAUGCUGAAGUUCACGAUCAUUGCCAGUUGCCUGGUGGUGGCAGCCGUCUGCUCCGAUGACCUCGUCGGUGCCGAAAGUGGCUGGAGUGGCGGUUGGAGCUCCGGUGGUGGCGGUGGUGGUUAUGGCGGUGGCGGCUAUGGCGGAGGCGGCUACGGUGGCGGCCACGGCGGUGGUGGUGGCUUGGUGAUUGUUUCGUCCAGCAAGGGUUGGCCAUCGUCCGGCGGAUGGAGCCAGGGUGGUGGAGGUUCGGGCUGGAGCCAAGGUGGCGGAUCAGGCUGGAACAAGGGAGGUUCCGGAUGGAACAAGGGCGGAUCCGGAUGGAGCCAAGGUGGUGGUUUGGGAGGAGGCUGGUCCAGCGGAGGUGGUGGUGGUUAUGCCAAAUCGUACAGCAAUCUCCAGUCCGUAAGCAAGGGAUGGCCGUCGUCGGGAUCCUCCGGAUGGUCUUCGGGAGCGUCUGCUUGGCCAUCGAGUGGAGGUGGAUGGUCCGGAAGCGGUAGUGGUUGGAGCAAGGGAGGAGGUGGUGGAUGGCCAAGCUCGUCUGGUUGGAGCUCCGGUGGUAGCCAAGGAUGGUCCGGAGCCGGAAAGGGAUGGAGCUCAGGUGGAUAUGGCAGUGGAAAGGGAUGGUCAAGUGGCGGAUAUGGUGGUGGAAGUGGAUGGUCUUCGGGAGGAAGCAUUGGAGGACAAUCUGGAGGAUGGAGUUCCGGUGGAUCCGGCGGAUGGAAAUGGUAAAACGCAACUACCUCCGAUGUGUCACAAUGUCUUGUGUGUGAAGAAACAAGAAGGCGAGCACUCAUGAAACUGCAUUUGUAUAAACUCAUGUAAAGAAUAACGUUUACGAGGACGUUUGUAUAUUUGUAAAUAUAUGUACUUGAAAACGA
This is a messenger RNA of Armigeres subalbatus, 1024 nucleotides long. RefSeq lists its product as uncharacterized. The coding region runs from base 147 to 875 and encodes 242 amino acids. NCBI's taxonomy places the organism in Eukaryota, Metazoa, Arthropoda, Insecta, Diptera, Culicidae. The record is from RefSeq and is a predicted model, not a curated record. The transcript has 3 exons.